GGAGAGAACUUAGUGCCUUUGAUCUGGAUUUAGUCUCUGGAUGGGACUUUGGAGUAAGGGGGUUUAUGAGGAAAUAUGGUGCUUCAUCUGAUGAGCUGGACCCAGUCUUUUGAUCAAGCCUCCUGAGAACAAGGAAGCCAGGCAUCAAUUCUUUACCUCUCUGUGACUGUGACGACCUGGACAAGGAAAGGCUUUUAGGUGCCUACUCCCGCGAACACAGAGCGCCCAUCUUCCCAGCCCGGACAAAACCCGGAGAGGUGGAAUCCCUCGCCCGGAGCGCCCCGGCGGCCACUGGGCAUGCUCCGUCGUCAGGCAGGUUCGGGGCCGCGAGCAGCUGGUGCGACUCACGGAUCCCUCCUGCGGCCGCACGUCCUCCGCCCCCCGAGCAGCGAGCGGGCGCAUGAUGGCGGCGGCGGCGGCGGGGAGCGCCAGCGGCGGCAGCAGCGGCUGCGGCGGCGGCGGCAGCAGCAGCAGCGACACGUCCAGCACCGGCGAGGAGGAGAGGAUGCGGCGCCUCUUCCAGACGUGCGACGGCGACGGCGACGGAUACAUUAGCAGAAAUGACUUGUUGAUGGUCUGUCGCCAGCUGAAUAUGGAAGAGUCUGUAGCUGAGAUCAUGAACCAACUGGGCGCAGAUGAAAACGGAAAGAUUUCCUUUCAGGAUUUUACAAGGCGCCGCAUGCAGCUCGUCAGAGAAAUUAGGAAGGAGGAAGUAGGCCUUUCUGAGAAGUCAGACAACUGCUGUAAAAAGAAGAAGCUGAGGGACAGAAUUGCCUCCUGGCCCACAAGCAGCGACAACAGUCUGGGUGCCUUAUCAGCAGCCAGAGAGAGCUGGGAAUACGACUCGGGUGCCAGGGACCUCCAGAGCCCGGACUUACAGGGUCAGUCAGCUCUACAGAAGCUUCUAGACUGUGGCGGGAGCUCUCUGCACCAGCACGCUGCUGCUCUCCACAAGCUGCUCACACAGUCCCCACAUUCUGGCAACUCUGUAGGAGGAAGCUAUCUAGAGCUGGCCAACACGCUCCACUUGGCAGCCCUGGCAUCACUCAGAGGAGACAUAGUAGAGCUUAAUCAACGUCUGCAGCAAACGGAGCGGGAACGGGACCUCCUGGAAAAGAAACUGGCCAAGGCACAGUGUGAGCAGUCCCACCUCAUGAGAGAACAUGAGGACGUCCAGGAGCGAACGACACUUCGGUACGAGGAACGCAUCACGGAACUCCACAGCAUCAUUGCGGAGCUCAACAAGAAGAUAGACCGACUGCAGGGCACCACCAUCAGGGAGGAAGAUGAAUACUCAGAACUGCGAUCAGAACUCAGCCAGAGCCAACAUGAGGUCAACGAGGACUCUCGCAGUGUAGACCAAGACCAGACCUCUGUCUCCAUCCCCGAAAACCAGUCCACCAUGGUCACUGCGGACAUGGAUAACUGCAGUGACCUGAACUCGGAACUGCAGAGGGUGCUGACUGGGCUGGAGAACGUCGUCUGCUGCCGGAAGAAGAGCAGCUGCAGCCUCUCUGUGGCCGAGGUGGACAGGCACAUCGAGCAGCUCACCACAGCCAGUGAGCACUGUGACCUGGCUAUUAAGACAGUGGAGGAAAUUGAGGGGGUCCUUGGCCGGGACCUGUAUCCCAACCUGGCAGAAGAGCGGUCUCGAUGGGAGAAGGAGCUGGCCGGGCUGAGGGAAGAGAACGAGAGCCUGACUGCCAUGCUAUGCAGCAAAGAGGAGGAGCUGAACAGGACCAAGGCCACCAUGAACGCCAUCCGGGAGGAGCGGGACCGCCUGCGGAGGAGGGUUCGGGAGCUUCAAACUCGACUACAGAGCGUGCAGGCCACCGGCCCCUCCAGCCCCGGCCGCCUCACUUCUGCCAACCGCCCGGUGAACCCCAGCACCGGGGAGCUGAGCACGAGCAGCAGCAGCAAUGACAUUCCCAUCGCCAAGAUUGCUGAGAGGGUGAAGCUAUCAAAGACCAGGUCUGAAUCUUCAUCGUCCGAUCGGCCAGUCCUGGGCUCAGAAAUCAGCAGCAUAGGGGUAUCCAGCAGUGUGGCAGAGCACCUGGCCCACUCUCUUCAGGACUGCUCCAACAUCCAAGAGAUCUUCCAAACACUCUACUCCCAUGGAUCUGCCAUCUCGGAGAGCAAAAUUAGAGAGUUUGAGGUGGAAACGGAGCGGCUGAAUAGCCGUAUUGAACACCUCAAAUCCCAAAAUGACCUUCUGACCAUCACCCUGGAAGAAUGCAAAAGCAAUGCAGAGAGGAUGAGUAUGCUGGUGGGAAAAUACGAAUCCAACGCCACGGCGCUGAGGCUGGCCCUGCAGUACAGCGAGCAGUGCAUUGAAGCCUAUGAACUCCUCCUGGCGCUGGCCGACAGUGAGCAGAGCCUCAUCCUGGGGCAGUUCCGGGCAGCCGGUGUGGGGUCGUCCCCUGGAGACCAGUCAGGGGACGAAAACAUCACUCAGAUGCUCAAGCGAGCCCACGACUGCCGGAAGACGGCCGAGAAUGCCGCCAAGGCCCUGCUCAUGAAGCUGGAUGGCAGCUGCGGGGGCGCCUUUGCCGUGGCCGGCUGCAGCGUGCAGCCCUGGGAGAGCCUCUCCUCCAACAGCCACACCAGCACCACCAGCUCCACGGCCAGCAGCUGUGACACAGAGUUCACUAAAGAAGAUGAGCAGAGGCUGAAGGAUUACAUCCAGCAGCUCAAGAAUGACAGGGCCGCGGUUAAGCUGACCAUGCUGGAGCUGGAAAGCAUCCACAUCGAUCCUCUCAGCUACGACGUCAAGCCCCGGGGAGACAGCCAGCGGCUGGAUCUGGAAAAUGCAGUGCUGAUGCAGGAGCUGAUGGCCAUGAAGGAGGAAAUGGCCGAGCUCAAGGCCCAGCUCUACCUCCUGGAGAAAGAGAAGAAGGCCCUGGAGCUGAAGCUGAGCACGCGGGAGGCCCAGGAGCAGGCCUACCUGGUGCACAUCGAGCACCUGAAGUCCGAGGUGGAGGAGCAGAAGGAGCAGCGCACACGGUCCCUCAGCUCCACCAGCAGUGGCGGCAAGGACAAGUCCGGCAAGGAGUGUCCUGACGCCACCUCCCCGGCGCUGUCUCUGGCUGAACUACGGACGACGUGCAGCGACAGCGAGCUGGCCGCCGAGUUCGCUAAUGCCAUCCGACGAGAAAAGAAGUUAAAGGCCAGAGUUCAAGAGUUGGUGAGUGCCUUGGAAAGACUCACCAAGAGCAGUGAAAUCCGACACCAGCAAUCAGCAGAGUUCGUCAACGACCUAAAGCGAGCCAACAGCAACCUGGUGGCUGCCUACGAGAAAGCCAAGAAGAAGCAUCAAAACAAACUAAAGAAGUUGGAGUCUCAGAUGAUGGCUAUGGUGGAGAGACAUGAGACCCAAGUGAGGAUGCUCAAGCAACGAAUCGCUCUACUGGAGGAGGAGAACUCAAGGCCACACACCAAUGAAACGUCACUGUAAUCGGCACUCAGGCUCCAAGGUUCUGCCCGUGGAAGUAUAACUCUAGCAGGGCACUGAGGUCAGAGGGGCCCUGGGACAGAGGACCUGUUGGGAGAAUGAGAAAAGGGAAGGGUGGCAGGUAGGCCAGCACUUGGACAACUGAGUGCCCUGGACUCAGCUCCGGGGUGAGGGGCCCCAGGGACACCACGUGGACUGUCUCUAGCGGACCCUGCUCCUCCUGUCCCGGCGGUGGACAGCGUGGGAACUGCCACGUGCGCCGGGCUCUGUGGGCCUCGCUUCUGCUCUCAGCACUGGCUAUCACUCUCCCUCCUCUUCUGUUCUGGAGGUGGUGCUGCAGUGGGAUAAUCCACAGCAGAUGUUUUCUUAAAGAUUUCCCAUUCCUUUUCCCUCUUUUUGGUGGGCAGCAACCUUCUCUCUGGCAUCCCCAGCUUCUCUUUCCUGACCUGGGCGGGGGGGGUCAAGGCUCAGCAUGGAGCAGAACUGCCCAUUUGUUUAGUGGAACCAGGCUUUGGUUUUUCAGGUCUCACAUGUCAACUCAAGAUACAGGCUGUCACUCAGAGCUGUUAGCUAUAGCCCCAGAAAUGCUGAAGCUACAGGCAGAGCAGUGAGGCCUGAACAGCUCUGGACAGGAGAAUGGAAGUUCCUCGCCUCUCCUCAUGGAGGCAGGGCUGGGAAGGGAGCUCUCUUCUGACUGGGAGUUCCUCCUCCCCUGGUGGAGCUUUUUAAGAGCCAAGGCUUGGCACAGGGAGAAUCCUGUUGAUACCUGUAAGGGACCUAGACUGGCGUCUGGAGGUUCUUCCAGAGCAGAGGUGCAUUAGCCCUCUCCCGCACCCCAGGGCACUACACAGUCGCUGUGCUACGUGGAUCAGAGCUCCUCCACGUGAGCUGUGGACCUGCUUCUGUCUGUCUAAGGGCAAGAGGCAGGAGCUGACUAGAUCAUGUUUUGCAGGCUGAACCCACCGAUUUAAGAGAUUGCUCCUGCAGCACCAGUUUGCGAGUUCACUCCUGCUGUUACAAAGGGCAGGGGUUGAAGGAAUGGUCAUUGAGGCCUCCUUUUUUUUAUCCCCCAGAGACAUGGGGAUGGUUAGCACAUGGUGCUUAAACAGGUGACAUCUCAAGCAGUGCUGACAGGACUGGGCAGGACCGAAGUACCUGAAUUCUUUCAGGAAGGUCUUCCACCUUAAAUUCAUUAUUCCUUUUUUAACCUUUCCUGUUUCACUUUUCACUUUGUUCUUCCCUUCUUACGUCACCGCUCUACCUUGACAGAUACAUUUCAAAGGACUACUUACCAUUUAUUCUGUAGCACCUGAAGACCACCUGAAGUCCUCUAGGAGAAACGGGGCCCAGUGUCACAGCUCGGCUUAUGAUCAGGUCACUGCAUUCACGCCCCCGUGUCCGUGAGGUAAAGAUCUGUCCUCAGCCUUCUGCACGAGGCAGGAAGGGCACUCUAGCCCCGACCUUAGAAGGCAGAGCAGUUCUAUCCCCAAAGCAACCACCCUUUUUUCUCCAGCCAGCAGUGAGGCUGCCCCCAUCUUGUCCCCCUCCCCAAAAAAUCAACUGGUAUCAAUCAGUGUGAAAGGGCCAGCUUUCACAUGCUUUGAUCACUGUCAAAGUACCCACUGGCUUGUCUGUUAUAAAUCUACUGGACUUUAUCCCAAGAGUAAAAAUAGACUUAAUGUUUUGGCUGAAAAGUGUGUGCAAAAAAAAGGUUUAACAGAUGAAAUCAGUUUUCCCCAUUUCUCCAGUUUGUCCCGGAGAAAACAUCCUCCCCAAGCAAACCGGGCUGUGCAGAGUGGGGAUCCGUUCAUGGCCUUCUCUUGUGUGGUUGAACUGGCAUCAAAACAGUUGGACAGUUUUCAUUUUCACCCCCACUGAAAAGCAUAGCUGGCGCAGGAAUAAAAUCUUGUUUGCUGA
Camelus dromedarius (Arabian camel) is the source of this 5368-nucleotide messenger RNA. RefSeq names its product MCC regulator of WNT signaling pathway (gene MCC). Gene Ontology annotation, molecular function: calcium ion binding. The record is from RefSeq and is a predicted model, not a curated record. Gene Ontology annotation, cellular component: cytoplasm. Gene Ontology annotation, biological process: negative regulation of canonical Wnt signaling pathway. Bases 401 to 3454 code for a protein of 1017 amino acids. Lineage: Eukaryota; Metazoa; Chordata; Mammalia; Artiodactyla; Camelidae. The transcript is spliced from 21 exons.